Caenorhabditis remanei is the source of this 702-nucleotide messenger RNA. RefSeq lists its product as uncharacterized. Gene Ontology annotation, molecular function: histone binding. Gene Ontology annotation, cellular component: nucleus. NCBI's taxonomy places the organism in Eukaryota, Metazoa, Nematoda, Chromadorea, Rhabditida, Rhabditidae. The transcript has 2 exons. Bases 1 to 702 code for a protein of 233 amino acids. The record is from RefSeq and is a predicted model, not a curated record.
AUGCCGUCGAUGGUAGAGAAAUACUCUGUCGAGCUCAGAGAGCGCGACCCAGAAACCGUUGAUACGCUCUUCCUGGACAACUCGGACGACGGAAAGAUCGGAGGAAUCAACGACAAACUCACAAAUCUGACGAUGCUCAGCAUGGUCAAGUGUGGUCUGACCACUCUUACUGGCUUCCCAAACUUGCCAGCUUUAACUUAUUUGGAUAUUAGUGACAACCAAUUGGGAGACGAAGCAAACUUUGACAUUCUCGUCAGAAAUGCUCCAGAGCUCGAGAGAAUCACUCUUGCUGGGAACAAGCUUUCCUUGGACAAUAUGCGCUCUCUCAAGAUGCUGCCGAAGCUUUCUGAGCUGGACCUCACCAACAAUGCUGCACUCGGACUUCUUGAGGAGUACCGCGCAAAAGUGUUCGAGAUGAUUCCAUCGUUGAAAAUUCUCGAUGGAUGUGAUAUCGACGGAGAUGAAGUUGAGGAGGAGUUCCAUGGAGAGGGAGGUGAAGACAGUGGAGAGGAGAGCGCUGAGGAAGACGGGCCAGGGCUCAGUUAUCUUGACAAGAGCCAGUUCUCUGACGACGAGACUGACGAUUACGUCCCAGAAGAGAACGGAGCCGAGGCUCGUGGAACCAAGAGAGCUGCUUCUGGAGACGACGACGAGGACAACGAGGAGCCAGAUGUCAAGAAGGCUGCUGCCGAUGAGGAAUAA